Dreissena polymorpha is the source of this 8289-nucleotide messenger RNA. Its product is annotated as eukaryotic elongation factor 2 kinase-like. Gene Ontology annotation, biological process: protein phosphorylation. NCBI's taxonomy places the organism in Eukaryota, Metazoa, Mollusca, Bivalvia, Myida, Dreissenidae. The coding region runs from base 332 to 2431 and encodes 699 amino acids. The transcript has 13 exons. The record is from RefSeq and is a predicted model, not a curated record. Gene Ontology annotation, molecular function: elongation factor-2 kinase activity; calcium ion binding; ATP binding.
AGCAUGCGCAUUAAGACGUUCGACAACAACACAAAAUUCACCGAGUUAUAGAUUUGUUUGUGACAGAAAGUUAAAACUAACGUGGUUUUAUUCAGUUGGUAGAAAUUCCCGUCACUGUUAUGAGAAUCACAAUUGGAAGGUUUAUGGACUUUGCAAGAAACAACCACACAAAGUUUUCAAAAGAAUGGAAAGGAAAUCAGAUUCAGAGAUCACAACAGAAUUGGCCUUACCUUGUAAGCAUUCAUUAUAAUUUCCCAUCUGUACAUUUCAUUUGAAAGAGAACUGAGCAAUUUAAUUUUGUUAUACAUUAAAGAAGAAGAGAAGAUCAAUAAUGUCGUCAAUGGGAGAUGAUGAUGAUUUUGAUGGAGACAUCUGUUUGUUUCCAAUCACUGAUUGUGGGAGCUUGGAAGAAUCCGAAAUUGACACUCACAGCAUUAGUGAGAACGAGUCCAACAGGGAUGCAUCCGAUGAGAAUGAAAGUGAUGAUGACUAUACACACAAGGAGAAAACAAAGGCGUUUCUGUCCCUUCGACAGAGACGUUUGUCUCGAGCACUUGCCUCGUUUGAAGGUUUGAAGGUGAACAUAAACAGAGCUCAGAGGAACUGGCUAAACGCUAUUCGUAAGGCACGUCACAUGGAUGACCCGUGGGAAAAGUUUCAUUUAGAUGAUUACCCAGUAGAGAAGUGCUUCCGUCACAGAUACAGUGCUCUUCGAAAAACAUGGUUGACAGAUGAGGUGAAAGUGAAAAUGGAAAAAAAGGCCUUCAACAGAGGUGCAAUGAGAGAAUGUUUCAGACUGAAGAAGCUGUCCUCAUAUUCAGGCUCUGAUAACUGGAAUCACACCCACAACUUUGUUGCCAAGCGAUACAUGGAGGAAGUGGAGAGGGAGAUCUACUUCCAGGACGUCAAACUGCAGAUGGACGCGAAACUCUGGGGAGAGGAAUAUAGUCGACACAACCCCCCGAAAAAGGUGGACAUCUUCCAGAUGUACAUACUGGAGUUCAAGGACAGGCCUGACUCUCCACUGUACCAUUGUGAGCACUUCAUAGAGGGAGAGUACAUCAAGUACAACUCCAACUCAGGCUUUGUAGAUGAGAAAAUGAGGAACACACCACAGGCAUUCAGUCACUUCACAUUUGAGAGGUCUGGCCACCAGAUGAUUGUUGUGGACAUCCAGGGGGUGGGUGACCUGUACACAGACCCCCAGCUGCACACGCUCGAUGGCAAAGAAUAUGGGGACGGCAAUCUAGGGGCCAAGGGCAUGGCACUAUUCUUCUACUCCCACGUGUGUAACGACAUUUGUCAAAGUCUGGGGCUCAGUGAGUUUGACAUGUCGGAAAAUGAGAAAAUGAUACACGCCAGCAACAAGAAGAUGAUGCGUGUGAUAGCGUCGUGCACAAUGGCCCGGGGUAGUGAGCUGUGUCUGGCGCCUAGCCCAGGGGAGAGCGUGGACAUCACAGAGUUACUGAAGCGGCAACGCUCAAUAUCCACAACCAGUGACUCAGGCUUUGAUGGCGUCCUGUCACCCUUGGACGAGGAACCUGGGUCUAUGGAAACAGGCUCCUCAAACAAACCCAGUCCCGCCAUUGCUGCACGUAGAAGCAGGCUACGAUUCUGUAGCGAAUCAGAAAGCUCUGUUACAUCCGUGCAGAUCCAAAUGAGAAAACAUAUUCUUGCUCCUUUGUCUGAGGAGGAAGAGAUGAGGAACUUCCAGCUUCAGAUGCAGCAAAGGCAUCGUCCCUCGUGUGUGGCCCUGGAAAAGGAUCUCAGACAGACCAACCUGGCCCUCAAGUACAAUGACUCUGCUCUGGGAAAGAUCCACCAUGAGAUGGCCAAGUACCACGAAGUGGGUCGGUUCUGUGACAAGGACACCGAGAACAUUGACUGGGACUCGGCCCUCUUCCAUGAGAUACAGGCAGCAGAGCUGGGAGAACUAGAGGCCAUACUGACCAUGGCAAAACUGUACCUGGGGCAGGAGAGGGAUGUGCUCAUUAACUGUGUCAUCAAGGAUGUUGAGGAGAACGUAGAUCAAGGCAUGGACUACAUGGUGUUGGCUGCAGAGGCAGGGGACAGAGGCGCCAUGUUGUAUGUAGCCAAGGCAUUCGAGACAGGAUACCUGCUGGGCAAGCGCAGGGAGGUAUCCUGGGAAGAUGCCAUACACUGGUAUGACGAGGCCCUCAACGCGGUCAAUGACAACGACGAGGGGGGAGAGUAUGACUCCACCAUGAAUGACCCGCCUUACGCCAUCAUGGCCAAGAUGGCUGAACUGUAUCUCCAGGGGGGACAUGGGCUGGACAAGCUGCCCGAGAAGGCUGCUGAGAUGUACAACAUGGCAGCCGAGUCUGCAAUGGAGGCAAUGAAGGGAAGGCUGUCCAGCAAGUACUAUGCCCUGGCUGAGGAGGCAAAUGCACAGAUUGAGGAAGAGGAGUAGUGAUAUUAAUGUAUGACCUUGCCCUUUAGUACUGGUACAUGUCCUUGAAGUUACCUUACGACCUUGAACUUCUACAUAUGAGCAUGGUUCUGUGAAUACUGGGCUAAAUGCAUGUGCUUACAGCAGUCCGUAUAGGCUUAUCAUGGUCCACAUUUUCAGCUUAAACAUGCAUGUGCUUACAGCAGUCCGUAUAGGCUUAUCAUGGUCCACAUUUUCAGCUUAAACGGGAUUUUCUGUUGAGAAGAGACUUCCUUUAAAUAAAAAAUUCCAUACAGCAGAAAUUGUCAUCUGUGCAGAUUGCAUAGGUUUAUCAGGGACAACACUUUGGCAUAUGCAUUAAGCCCAGUUUCUUUAGAAUGUACCUCAUAUGAACUUGAAUCGCAUCUUUUGAAUGUAAACAGUGCACGUAAGGGACAGCUUUGGAGUACCUUUGGUAUGUUUGUGUAGAAUAUUUGAAUAAAUAGGAAUGUCAUUGUCCUAUAUCUUAAAGACAGACUGACACAUGUAUUUGAAGGAAAACAUUGACCUUGGGAUUUUGACUUUGACCUUGGCAUAUAAAUAAUGCAGAAACAGCAUGCAUGUGGUUUAAGCUGUUGUAUGUUUGCUACAGAAUAUUGUUUGAUAAAGCAUAUCUUUGAGUGUGAACAUUUGUUAAGUAUGAAUGAUAUUACUGCUUGAACUGUGAACUGUUAAGGCUCCUUCGUAGCUUCUGCUGAAAUGUUUUAGUCCAGUCCUGUAUCAAUCCUACUGAUCACAGUGACACUUAUCAAAAACUGUAUGGGACAAGAAAUCAGGGAAAUCUGUAUCAGGCUAGACAGACAUACUGUAAUUAAACAUCCUUGAUUUGCAUAACUUACAAGCUGUAUUUUGAAUUAUGCAGGCUUUAGAUAUGAAAUAAGAGGUUGAAAACGACUGAAUUCUUUCCUAAAAAAACAACAACAAACAGAAAGAAACAACGAAACAUUGUAUCAAAACAACCUUUAUUUUAUAGCUUGUUUCUCUAUCAAUUAUGUAAGUAGCUUUUUCAGUGUGAACCUAUGCACAAGAGUUGUUUUAUAUUUUAUGUUAUUGUGAAGAUAUAUUUUUUAAUUGUGUAUUUUGUAAGUUGUUUUGCAUAAAGUCCCAUUCACAGUAACAGCUGAGAUUGAAAGACAUGACCUUUCAUUUUUGUCCCUUGAUGUAUUUAUUAUUUCUUGUCAUUGAUAUCCUUGUACAUUUCUAUGAGCGCCAUCAUGCACAAAUUGGUCUUGUGCCAUAUGCACCAAGCAUGGCUAUAAAUAAGUUUGCAAAUGAGAUCAGGAAACUUUAGAUUUCUACUCAGAGGAAAAGUAUAAGUUUAUAGUCAUAAAUAUAUUUGAGGCGGGCUCUGUGAAAAAGGCGUUUAAUGCAUGUGCGUAGUGUAGUCAGCACAGGCUUAUCAGGGACGACACUUUCCGCAACAUUUUGAUUUUUGCAAUGAAAAGAUUUUCUUUAAACGAAAAAUAGCAUAAAGGCGGAAAGUGUCGUCACUGAUUAGCCUGUGCGGACUGCACAAGCUAAUUUGGGAAGGCACUUGACGCACAUGCAUUAAACCCCUUUUUCACAGAGCAUGGUCCAUUUAUUGUUAAGCCUUGUCAUUCAAGUAACCAGCAUGAACAAUGAAACAGUUGUUGCAUCUCAUUUCAUCCAGUGCUUCUAGUCUACCAUGCCUUUACAUUAUAGCAAUAGAAUUGCAUUUGUUCAGUUGAUUGUUCAUUCAACAUGAAAGUUGUGAUGGUAUUUGUAAAAGAAAACAGCAUGAAUUCUAUGCUUCUCUGCAGCUGUUUAACGAACUUGAUCUCAUUGCACUAGUACUUGUGUAUAAUCUUGUGGUGAACAUUUCUUAAUAGAUUAAGUUUUUCUAAAUACCAGUGUUUAUAUAUACCUGUCAUGGUGUAUAUACCAUAUGUGAGCAGCAUAGCUUCAGGCCAAUCUGGGAAUGUGCGAAGUCUGAUAAGGAGCUUCCCUUUCCACUAAUGAGAUCACAAACAGUUGCAUGUUGGUUGACUAAAUAGGGGUCAGAGUAGCCCCUGACCAGUCUGCGCAUAUGGCAUAGGCCCAUUUCACAGUGUUGUUUACAUUGAUAUUAUUAUUCUCUGAAUAUUUGCACACCUGACAGAACCUUGCAGUAAAUACUAGUAAUUGGCUAUGGGAUAUGCGCUUCAUAUGAAGGUUUUUUUUCCAUUUAUGGAAGCACAUUUGUUUUGUUUAACUUUUUUGUGUGACUAUAAGUUUCCUUAUUAUUGGAUGUUGAUUCAUAACUUGUAGAGUUCUUCUAAAAAUUAAUAUUUGAUCUUUAUUUUUUCCUGAAAUUGUUAACAAUAUUAUCUCCUGUUAAUUUGUCUCAUUAUUUUCAUUUCACUUUAACUCGUUCUGUUAUGCUGAAAUUUUUAGGACUAUGCAUUUAUGUUAACUAUUGUUCUGUAACUAUGCAAGAGAUUGAAUUUAUUUCUUACAUUUAUACUUGUUCUUUUUCAAUCUGUGUUCAGUGCAGCACAUUGAUGGUCAACAUCAUAUUUGUUUAUGCAUUAUAUUAUUGUAGUACAUUAUGUUUUCUUUUUAAAUUCUUUUUGAUCAUUUCAAUACCUCAUGAUACAUAACUGUCUGAAUACUCGGUGCUCAAUGGUGCAUUGUUGACUUGUCAGCAUGAUGUGUGUGUAAAUCUGAACUAAAAUCGAAUUACAUGUACUCAAUGCUUUCAUUUUAAUAGGUUGAUUUGAUAAGUGUUUAGGAUAUUUGUCUGGUAAACAUUGCAUUAAUAUGUCAUCAAUGCAUGACAAUUAUCACUGCUGCUCCUUUUCUGCUCUAGUUACUCUUAUUUUAUGAGCAAAUUAUAAAAUGUUAUAAAAUUAUAGAAUGUUAUAAAAUUCUAUAAAAUGUUUGUGAAUUAUUUCCUUUUGGUAUAAAUGUUAGUAUUUUUUCCAUAAAAUAUGUAUUUGAUAAUAAAAACUAGUGUAUCUAGUCAGAAAACCAAUAUGUGUAAGGGAUAGUUAUAAGUAAUAUUGGUGGUGUCUGUCAUGUUUAUAUUUGGUGGUCGUUGAUAGACUUAAAUUUGUAUUUGCAUUUUUUACUACAUUAAAUUAUUUUAUGAUAACACAUGUGGAGGGAAGAAAACAGAACAUCAGUCAGUCUCUCAUGUAGUAUCAUUGAAUUUUUGUUGUUUGAUACCAGAAAAACUUGUGGGUGUCCCUUUAAAUUGUUUAUACAUUCCAGCUUGGUUUUUGCUCAUUUCAAAACAUUUUUAUGUACAGAUAAUAAACGUGAUUAUUCUGAACACUAAAAUCAUUUCAGUAUUAUAUUAGACUUGUCUUUUUCCAAUAUCCAUUUAAGUCAGUAAAACACCAUAGUGGUCUAAUACUUUCGUUUAACUAACACUGUUAUUGCUACAUAUUUUCCUGAAUGUUGAUAUGGAUAAUAUUUAGGCCGAGUUCCAAUCUGGUUCAGGUUUGUAAAAACAGCUAGGUCACAAAAUAAUAUCUUAAAAACACCUUGUUACCUCUUUAGAUGCAGUAUUUAUGAUCCAAUCUUGAUGAAACUUAGUCAUAAAGUUCAUCAAGACAAUAUCUAGAGCGAGUGUUAAUCUGGGUCCCCUUGCAUCCAAAACUAGGUCACCAUGUCAAUUAUUAGGAAAAAACUGGUUACAUGUCUAUAGAAUCCAUGCGUAUGACUCAAUCAUGGUGAAACGUGGUAAGGAUGUUUAUCUUCACAAUAUCUAUGUUGAGUAAUAAUCUAGGUCAAAAGUGUCCAUUAAUUAUGUCACCAAGUGAAUUCUUGGAAAAAAAUCUUUUUACCAGUCUAGAGAAGACCGCUUUUACCACUCUAGAGACCACUUUUACCACUCUAUAGUCAGCAUGCAUAACUAAACUUUUAUUAAACUUGGUCAGUUAUCUAGACAUUAUCUAGGCAAAGAUUGAAUCUAGGUGAUAUGUGUCCGAAAAAAUUUGGUCACAGGGUAAAAUAUUCGAAAACCCAUAUUACCACUUCAGAAGCCACAUUUAUGACUCAGUAAUGAUGAAACUUGGUGAAAAUGUUUUGACAAUAUCAAGACUGUUGGAUCAAUUGAACUUGAACUCAAGUGAGAACUGUGGGGCUAGCAUAAGCCUCUUUUUUUUGUUUCAUCUCAUAAAUUUCAAUAUGCCAAGGGGCUGUUUCACAAACAAAUUCUAUGUACUUUUGGGGAUUGGUAUUUGCUUAUGUAAAUAAAGCAUUUUAUAAUUGUGUUGGGAUUGCGUUGGUUGAUGGUUUGAAUAUUUUUUUCUAAUUGUUUAGAAAUAAAUAUAUUUAUUAUCACUUUAAUAUGCAUGCCAUUGUGAUUUUAUGGUAGUUAUUUUUUUCCAUUUAAAACUUUUGAUUCAUUUUUUAGAAGCUUUCUAAUGAAUUAUUGAUUAAAUUAGUGUAAAUGUAUAUUGUGCACAUAACUUUGUACAAUUAUGAAUGUACCAGUAAUACUAAGACAGUCAAAUAUUAUUUUUUGUCAUAUGAUCAAGUACUACAAUGUAGUUAUAUUUCCUUCUGCUGCUUUAUGUGAUUCAAGCGACUUUGCUUGUGAACGGGCAAAGUAUUAUGCAAAAUAUUUAAUGUGCAUACUAUUGUGUAUGGUUAAACUCUUUCAUUAAUAAAUACUGGUAAGAAAGCUAAGUCUGAUAGAUCAUUAUGCAGAAACAUAUUUGUCUAUUUGCUUGUUGCUGUUGCUGUUUCUUUUUUCAACAACCAUCAUUUUGUCAAGGUCAUCUUGAAGGAAAUCACUCUUAAGAUCAUUGAACUAUAGGGAUGCGUUUUCCUUACUUUUAUAUAUUUUUACAUGUUUGUGAUGUUGUUGUUUUUUUAUUACUUUGUAAGUUGUUUGUUUAAAUGUUGAAAAAGUUUGUCAUAACUUAUGAUUAAAUGUUGUGUGCAUUUUUUUUCAAAUGAAGAUAUUAUAGCCUGUCUCUUUGAAAACCUUUCUAUUGCAUGUGCUUGAAGUAUUGUCCCAGAUUAGUCAGAGAAGACACUUUCCACUUUUGUGGAACAUUUUGUUCAAAGGAAGUCCUUUGUUUUAAGAAAAUCUGGUCAAAGAGCAAAAUGUUGUUAAUAAUUAGGCAGUGCAGACUGCACAGGCUAAUUUGGAAUGAUAAUUUAUGCUCAUGUAUCAAGGCCAGUUUUCCUAGAGACAAUGCUUGGAUUAUUUUGUAUUAUAAGAACUGGUGUGCUAACCAAGAAUACUUUAUGAAAGCAUAAUGUAAUUUGUGUCAAUAAAGUGAAACUGACAUGGAAUUUUAUGGAUAUUAGCAACUUAACAAUUUAAUGAUAAGCAAUUAUGAGUUUCUAAAGUUAACAAAUAUGUUUCUUUAUUUAUCAUGGUUUAAUCUGUUUUCAACACAUGUACCUUCAUGUAGAAUUAGAGAUGGUAUUCAUAAACAAGAGUAUGAAAAUAAAAUACUACAAAUAUAUUCCUUUGACAAAAUGAAUAAUAAUAUGUAAUUUUUUGUUUGUUUAUUUGGCUUUUAAAUGUUUAUAUUUGUUUAUAUUUUUGUAUUUAAUGUGAACCAGUAGCCAAGCUGUAGUGGAUUAUGCUAUGAAUUAAGUGCUUUGAUAAGAAAGAGAUCCAGUCUGCACAGGAAACAAAAUCAGAUUUUAAUCAGAUAUGCAGGCAUGCUGGACAACUGACUUGUUGAGGACUUACAGUAAAUACAUACAUUGGCAUAUUUCUCAAAGUUACUUACUGUAUAAUUCAUCCUUGCAAAGGAUUUUCGCUUACAAAAUAAGAUUGUCGACCUGGUUUGAUGUCUUCUUGGGACACGUAAUGUGCUUGUUAUGUUUUAAGUCAUGCCUUUUUAUUCAAAUAAAGUGCAUAGAAUGUA